AUGUCGAACUCCGGCAACAAGGGCGUCUUCAGCAACAACAUCGGCAGCAGUGUCGGUGGAUUCACAAAGCGUAAAAGCGGUGAUGCUGGCAGUGACGCUGGUAGUGUUAGUACUGCUGAACGUAGACGCUCCUCCGUGACCAAAUUCGCAGGCCUCAACAGCCAAAAGCGUAACUCGCAGGACGCAUCAGCUGCAGCCCGCAAGGCGAGUUUCGCGGAGCAGAACAAGGCACCCGGGUUCCUCGGCGGCAUGUGGCAGAAUUGGACUAAAGGCAGUGGGAAAUGA
Letharia columbiana is the source of this 285-nucleotide messenger RNA. RefSeq lists its product as uncharacterized. Lineage: Eukaryota; Fungi; Ascomycota; Lecanoromycetes; Lecanorales; Parmeliaceae. The transcript has 2 exons. Bases 1 to 285 code for a protein of 94 amino acids. The record is from RefSeq and is a predicted model, not a curated record.